AUGAAAUUCGCAGUUUUACUGGGAGUGCUCGGCAUUUGUGCCAUGAGCUCGUUGGCAGCGGCACCUCAGCCAACCAAUGCAGAGAAAAAUACAAUUGCUGUAGUACCGACACCAGCUCCAGCUCCUACCAUGGCCCAGGACUUGGAUGAGAUAGUGCGAAUGGUAAAUUUCGAGCAAAUCAACCAACUCGUGAACCGUUAUCUGCUGAACGAUGCUGAAUUCCAAUCAUUCGUGCGCAUAAUCAAUUCCCGCGAUGCCUAUCUCAUCUACAUGCGUUUCCGUACUCAACCCGAAGUCAUAGGGUUUGUUUCCUGGGUUCAGGCCCAAAUCAAGUUAUCCAAGAAGAAAAAAUUCAAAAUCGAAAUAUUCAAAGAUGGAAUGACAAUUGUCAACGUGUCCCCAUUCUGGGUCAACACCGUCUUCGGCUGGCAAGGAUUCAUAAGCGAGUUUACACUGCUUUAUCCUGCUGAUAUGAUAAGUGGCCAUGUCAACAUGAAAGUGGCUGAAAAUGGUAUUUUCACACAAUUUUGGCAACGUUUGAACGCUUUGAAGCCAGUCUAUGAACGAGUGAUCGGUUCUCUGGAGGCACAACGUGUUACUGCUGCCCUUCAACUCAAUGGGAUUGAUGUAGCCCAGCUGGACACGCUUAUUCGCAGUCAAUUUGGAUGGCAAGUGCCUCCUGCCAACGUCACUGUUGCACCUAGUGCGGCAGCUUGGCCUAUGUACUAA
This is a messenger RNA of Stomoxys calcitrans (stable fly), 729 nucleotides long. RefSeq lists its product as uncharacterized. The coding region runs from base 1 to 729 and encodes 242 amino acids. The transcript has a single exon. NCBI's taxonomy places the organism in Eukaryota, Metazoa, Arthropoda, Insecta, Diptera, Muscidae. The record is from RefSeq and is a predicted model, not a curated record.